Molecule: messenger RNA, 639 nt
Organism: Fragaria vesca subsp. vesca
Lineage: Eukaryota; Viridiplantae; Streptophyta; Magnoliopsida; Rosales; Rosaceae
Product: homeobox-leucine zipper protein ATHB-40-like
Exons: 3
Coding region: 1-639 (212 amino acids)
Biological process (GO): positive regulation of DNA-templated transcription
Cellular component (GO): nucleus
Molecular function (GO): sequence-specific DNA binding; DNA-binding transcription factor activity, RNA polymerase II-specific
Source: RefSeq, a predicted model, not a curated record
AUGAAAAACACAACCAUUAACCACCAAGACGAUCAUAUGCUACUCAUGAUCACUCAUCAGUUCUACCCUGAUGUGUACACCCAAAAUGUACAGCCACAAGUAGCGGCGACAAAGCCACGACGCCGCCGUAACAAGGGCAAGAGUGUAGAAGCUGGUAGCGCCGGAGCCAAUAAGAGGAAGCUAAAUGAGGCACAAGUGAGUCUUCUUGAGCUCCAUUUCAGAAAAGAGCAGAAGCUCGAGUCUAAGAAGAAGGACCAGCUCGCUUUCGAGCUUGGAAUCAACCCUCGUCAGGUCGCUGUAUGGUAUCAGAACCGAAGGGCUCGUUCGAAGAAGAAGCAGCUGGAGGAAGAGUACUCCUCUCUGAAGAAGGCUCACGAAACCGUCGUCGUGCAGAAACUCAAACUUGAAUCCGAGGUGCAAAAGCUCAAGGAGCGACUCUCUGAGGCGGAGGAGAAGAUCCACAGGCUGUCGGAGCGUGUCGAAGGCAGUGGUUCGAGCAACACCCCGAGCUCCUCGCUGUCGAAGGAUGCGAAUAUUGGUCCUCCGCUUUUGGGAGAGUUUAGGGUGGAGGAGUAUGAUGAUGUUUUCUACAUGCUCCAAAACAACUUCAUUGAUGACUUGGACUGGAUGUAUAUGUGA